AAACAAAAAAAAAACAACUACUGCAUCACAUCCAAAUUCAGCAUUCAGCAGAUUUUUGACAUUUCAGGCCGUUGUGUUCCAGACUUCGAAUUUCUGGAGCGAAUCCUUCAUUCAAAAUUCAAAAAAAGAAAAUCCUUUUCCGUGUACUGUCGUGGCUUGCCUUCUAAAUGAUUUUCAAUACUUUUCCAUAAAUAUUUAAAAUUUUUUUAAUUAAAAAAUGAAUUCUCUAGAUAAUACUCCUUUACGCUAUAAAAAUCGUUCGCCAAUGAUAAAUUUUUUUAGUAAAAAUCUAGGAAAAACCAACCAGAGUACAACUCUGAUGACCCAUGGCCAUCAUUCAAGGAGAUUUCGUGAAACAAAUAGUUUUGAUGUUUUUCCUGUUUUAAAAACUCCACCAACCAAACGUUUCGCUAAAGUUGUGAAUCCCUUUGAAGCUGCUCUUUCUGAUCGACUCCAUUUGCCAAUUAUUGCAAGUCCAACAUUGUUUCAGCGUCCCCCAACGCCACAACACUCUUCAACACAAUUUGCCUGGACUAUUGACGAUGUGUCCUCUUUGCAACCAGCCAAUGUAGAGCCACAUGAAACCCAAUUCCAUGACUCCCCCGAUCCGGAAUUCGAAGCCAAAGCUCAGUCAGCCAUUAGUUCGUUUUUCAAAGAACAACAAAUUGUUCCUAGCCCAAUUGACUGUCCUUUGCGCAGUCAACGCAUAAUUUUAUCCGAAAUAACUGGCAACACUCCAAUAUCCAAGCCAGGUCGCCGAAUACGCGAUAAUGCAGCACAAACAGUCCUUUCGCUGCCACCAACAUUGCCCAAGGAUUUAGAGGCUGCCUUGGCUCCAUACUUUACAUUCAAUGAAUGCCAACAGAGCACAAGUAAUCUAGCUGAUAGUUCCAUCAGUGCCAUUGAAUAUGAUAUCCGUGAUGCAUCUCUGAGACGCAAGCUAUUCGAUUACCAAGGUGUCUCGUGUAUGGAUGAUGACACUUGCGCUGAGGUCGAAAGAUGCCAACUGACCUCGGCCAGUCCACCGCCACAAUCGCCAGAAGUGCUCAAAUGUAAAUCUGCCAAAUUUGACGAUGCCUUCUUUAAAUCAAGGCUAUCUGAUCCGAUGGAUAAGAGUUCUUUUGGUUCGUUGUCACCAAUCGCUCAGAACUCUUCGUCUCCAGAGACAAAACAUAGGUCAAGGAUUAACUUUAAGAACGAGGUUGCCACUACAUCACGUUCUGGUUACUUUUAUGAGAACUAUAGAUGUCCAAAGGUUGAGGAUUUUGCUAGUCCUCUUGCCAAAAAGUCACCAAUGUAUUUAUUUACUACUCCAGAACGUAGCUCGGUGCAUCAACUUUCGUCGCCGUAUCGUCUGGCAAGUGCAAAGAGCGACACGGCAUUUAAUAUCAAAAUCAGUGGAUUGCUUGUGGAUACGACAAAGAGAUCUCGAGCGUCCGCUGAACUUGAUUUGUUUGCCGACGAUACACAGGACAUUGAUGAAGACGAAAUGCAAGUUAGUCAAUUGUCGGCUAUAAGCAACAUCUCGUCGGAAUCCGAUACACCUCGAAGUAAACGAAGGUCGACAAGCAGGAAGAAUCUUUCGCAAUCAUUUACAAAUCAAUUUGUCUCGUCGAAUGAAGAUGAGAAUAAUGUUCAGUUGAAUGAUUCGUUAGAGGAAGCAAAUAAGAUAUUUGUUCCGACAACUAAUUUGAGUGCGGAAUCUAAUGCAAAACAGACUCAUUUAGCUGUAUCGGAACGAUCUAUCCUUUAUCGCACAGACAGUGGAUUCAAUGAGAUGACAACUAGCUGCAGUCAACAAUAUGAUACGAAACCCAAUUUUCAGCUAUCCGGUGAGGAAGAGGAUGAGGAGGAUCAAAAGACUGCCAAUGGAAAUGCUUGUGAUGCUGAUAUAAGUAUGAUAUGUUGCUCGACACCAUCCAAACAUUCCGUCGCUAUUCCUUAAUAGUUAAAGAAGCAACGCUAGAUAGUAGUUGCUAAUAAUAAUAAAAAUCUUAGAGUAAUAAUUCAAUUUUUUUGUUGCAAUUAAUUAUGAUUAUUGUAUAAAUAAGUUUUCUAUCGAUUGUUUUAAUUUUUUGAAUUUGUUUAAUUAAUAAUUACAUAUUGCAAUAUCCAAAUUUUGAAUGGAUUUUUAACAAACACGAGUGUCAUACAAUUAUUAUUAUUAUUAAUUUAAGUUGGUUCUAAGAUAUAUAACAAAAUUUAUUGAUCAACUAUUCUAGACCAUUUUGUUUAGGUUAAAACUAGUUUUUAUAUAAAAU
Messenger RNA from Episyrphus balteatus (marmalade hoverfly), 2261 nucleotides. It is a transcript of the gene bora, whose product is annotated as protein aurora borealis. Gene Ontology annotation, biological process: activation of protein kinase activity; regulation of mitotic spindle organization; regulation of mitotic nuclear division. The record is from RefSeq and is a predicted model, not a curated record. Gene Ontology annotation, molecular function: protein kinase binding. The transcript has 2 exons. The coding region runs from base 218 to 1945 and encodes 575 amino acids. NCBI's taxonomy places the organism in Eukaryota, Metazoa, Arthropoda, Insecta, Diptera, Syrphidae. Gene Ontology annotation, cellular component: nucleus; cytoplasm.